Molecule: messenger RNA, 1801 nt
Organism: Peromyscus californicus insignis
Lineage: Eukaryota; Metazoa; Chordata; Mammalia; Rodentia; Cricetidae
Gene: Tgif1
Product: TGFB induced factor homeobox 1
Exons: 3
Coding region: 462-1322 (286 amino acids)
Biological process (GO): regulation of transcription by RNA polymerase II
Molecular function (GO): DNA-binding transcription factor activity, RNA polymerase II-specific; RNA polymerase II cis-regulatory region sequence-specific DNA binding
Source: RefSeq, a predicted model, not a curated record
AACACAUACAUACUGAUGGGAAACGUUUAUCGCUAGGUUGUUGAGAGCACAGGGCCACCUCUCGGUUGAACUUAGGCAAUUUCGAUGGAGAGGCGUUUUAAGAAUCCAGUAAAAUAACACGUGGCAACAACAACUAACCCCGAGUCAAUUGAAUCAGUGACGCGGAGAAGGCCCCGAGACGCUGAGAGGGACACAGCCAGAACUGAAGCUUGUUUUUCUGCGGGGCAGACAGCGGAUGUGAAAAUACUGCGGGUGUUGCGAGCUCGCGUUGGGGGGUCGUUUGCCUGUCCCGGAGCUGUUGUGCAGAGCGGGCGCACAGUCCUUGCAGGAAUGCCAGGCUCCUAACGAGCUCGGCUCCGGCCCCAGGGGUGGGGUGGGGUGGGGUGGCGGUGGGGGAGGGGCACGGCUCCAGCUGAUCACAGAAUCCGGCCCGCGCGUUCCCGCUUCCUAACGGCCUCGAAAUGAUUUACACGAGCAGAAGGUGUGCACUGGCGGGCUCCAGCUGGCCUUCGCGUCACGGCAUUGUUGCAGCAUCCGGCAGUGAGACUGAGGAUGAAGACAGCAUGGAUAUUCCCCUGGACCUUUCCUCUUCAGCGGCCUCUGGCAAGAGAAGGAGGAGAGGCAAUCUGCCCAAGGAGUCUGUCCAGAUCCUGCGGGACUGGCUGUAUGAACACAGAUACAAUGCAUAUCCCUCCGAGCAAGAGAAAGCCCUGCUCUCCCAGCAAACACACCUGUCCACACUGCAGGUCUGCAACUGGUUCAUCAACGCCCGCCGCAGGCUCCUCCCUGACAUGCUGAGAAAGGAUGGCAAAGAUCCAAAUCAGUUCACGAUUUCCCGCCGUGGGGCCAAGAUUUCAGAAGCCAGCUCUGUGGAAGCUGCCAUGGGCAUCAAAAACUUCAUGCCAGCUCUCGAUGAGAGCCCGUUUCAUUCCUGCACAGCUGGACCCAACCCAACCCCAGGGAGGCCAGUGUCUCCCAAGCCUUCCUCCCCGGGAUCCGUUCUGGCUCGCCCAUCAGUGAUCUGCCAUACCACUGUGACUGCACUGAAAGAUGGGCCCUUCUCUCUCUGCCAGCCGGUCGGUGUGGGACAGAGCACAGAUGUACAGCAAAUAACAGCCAGCAACUUUACAGACACCUCUCUCAUGUACCCAGAGGACGCUUGCAAAUCUGGACCGAGUCCAAACCCUCAGAGCGGUCUUUUCAACACUCCUCCCCCUACUCCGCCGGACCUCAACCAGGAUUUUAGCGGAUUCCAGCUUCUCGUGGAUGUUGCACUCAAACGGGCGGCAGAGAUGGAGCUUCAGGCCAAACUCACAGCUUAACCCUUUUUCAGACAAAACAGUGCUCCAAAAUAGGGUCCUGAUUGUCAGGGUGAUGGCAAGAGAUGCAUUAUUUUAUAUAUUUUUCUAUUAAUAUUUGCACAUGGGAUUGCUCAAACGAAGCUUCCUGUUACUGAGAUGUCUUCAAUGGAAUACAGUCAUUCCAAGAACUACAAACUAAAGCUACUGUAGAAACAAAGGGUUUUCUUUUUAAAAAUGUUUCUUGGUAGAUUUUUCAUAAUGUGAGAUGGUUCCCAAUAUCAUGUGAUCUUCUCCCCACUCCUUUUUUUGAUGUUUUUUUUUUUUUUCAGACUGUGCAAUACUUAGAAACCGUAGUGUCUUUCUAUUUCCAUGUGGAACAGGAUGCCCACAUACAGUCUAAUGAAUAAACAUUCAGUUUUUUUUUAGAUUCAAGCAAGUAUGAAUCUAGUUGUUGGAUAUCUUUUUUUCAUGAUGUAAUAAAGUAUUUUCUUUAAAAGUUA